This is a messenger RNA of Anopheles aquasalis, 2252 nucleotides long. RefSeq names its product leucine-rich repeat flightless-interacting protein 2-like. Gene Ontology annotation, biological process: regulation of DNA-templated transcription. Lineage: Eukaryota; Metazoa; Arthropoda; Insecta; Diptera; Culicidae. The record is from RefSeq and is a predicted model, not a curated record.
AGCAAAGUAGCCGACCGAAUUUUCCUAAUUUUCCUGUACCGCUCGAGCGAGAAAAAACCACGGUACGGGAAAUUGUGCUGGUGCUUGGUGUGCAGAUAGCUUCCCGUCUUGUGCCACCCUUGUAAAUCCACUUCUUCAUCAUGGACACUCCCGUCGGGCGUCGCCGGAGUAAUUCUCGCGUGAACGCCGAAGACCAGGCGCUGGAUCAAAUCGCCAAGGAGGGAGAAGCUCGCCUCGCGGCCAUCCGGCAAGCACGAGCGGAGGCCCGCGAGAUCCGGAUGCGCGAGCUGGAACGCAAACACCGGGCACAGGAAGUGAACGCCGACCGUGCGUUCGAUCUGCAACAGAUGGUCGCCACAACGGAAGGAGCCGCACCUGCUCCGGGUGGGAAACCCGGUGGUAACGUCAUCCUGCCCUCCACCAGUUGCUCCAACGCCCUGCUAGCAUCCCGCAUCGAGCGUGCCGUCACCGAUCUGGCCUCGUCGAGUGCAAAGAUCGUUGCCAGCUCGAACAAUCCGGCCACCACGAAGGAAGAGCUGCUACAAUGCAUGUCGAACAAUCUGCAGGAGGUACGGGACUGUUUCCGCUCGAACAUGGUGGAGUUGGCGCAGCUCGAUAACGAUCGGACUGCCUGCAGCUAUCAGAUUGAGAUGCUAAAGGACUCGCUGAACGACGUGGAGGAAGAGUUGGCGCAACUGCAGCGCGAAUAUCGCGACAAAUGCAAGGAUCGCGAGGCGACAAAGCGAGAGAAUGACAAAUUGCUCGAGGAGAUUCGACUCGUUCAGGGGCAGCUGCAGGAGCGCGAUUCGCUGAUCGCCAAGCACGGGCUAAUCAUAGUGACCAUCGAGAAUGAGGACGGCACGGAUGCCCAUCGGGCGCUGGUUAGCAACGAGAACGCUGACCUACUAGGAUCCGCCACGGGUUCGUUGGAUACUCGCCUUCAGCAGUUCGCGAAGGAGAAGGCCGAACUGCAAGCACAGCUUCAGACCGUACAGGAGGAGCUGAAGGAAAUCAAAAGCAAAGGGCGCCGGUCGGUGCCACCGGGUGGUGUGGACGAUGACUACAAUGAGGACGCGCUGCGAGAAGCCAACAAGCAGAUCAACGAGUACCGAAACCGGCUGCAGAGUGCGAUGAAGGAGAAUGGAAACCUACAGGCCAGCCUCGCACGCGCCGAAUCGCUGGUGAUUCGCUUCCGCAGCACUGCCGAGGCAUCCGAGAGGGCCGAGAACGAGCUUAAGCUGGAGCGUCGCAAGCUGCAGCGGGAAAAGCGUGAGGCGGAAGAGCGUGCGGACGAGCUCGAGACUACCAACAACCAUCUUCGGACACGACUGGAAAAAAUGCGUUCCUCCAAGAACGCACUGCUGAAGUCGCUCGACAGGCGGCACGAUGAAGACUGUUGAAGACGCUGGUGGCGCGAGCUGGUUCCAGGUCACGAGUAUUAAGCCGCAUUAUGUUAACCUUUUUUUCCAUUUUAGCAGCAUUACUGAGGAGCAUUUUUGUUUGUAUUAUUAUUUCGGCGCGUGAUAGAGACUAGUUGUGUUAUCGGCAUCGAACCAAUGGCGACACACGCUUUAAGCAACUGUGCGAUCUUGCAAAGGUCUUCGAAUCCAAUGAAAGACCAUCAUCAUAACGUAACACCAAGCAUAGUUAUGGACAAGACAGAUCAAAAGAACCAUCCCCCUCUCCGCCCCCCCCCUCCCCCUUCCCUUCCUUUUCUGAGAUGCAAUGCUCGCCACUACUGCACGGAGUAGGCAGGGCAGGGCAGGAAUGUAGGCAAAGCAAUCCGGUGCAAUGCGUUGCCAUAGCGAUAUGGGCGUGCAAAUUCCUAUUCCCGUUUGCUUCCAAAGUAGUACAUAAUAUGCGCUAAGUGCCAGCAUGCCAUGCCGCGGAGUAUCUGCCAGCCAGCGCCUUCCGAUGACCGAAAUGCAGGCAGCGUUGUAUGUAUCUUGUAGCUGUUAAGGACACUUUAUACAAACAAUGCCACACUGUAUAGAGAAGCAUUUAUAAGGAUAAAUUAACGAGUUAACGACCGAUAGAGAAGGCAUGUCUAUUGUUUAAGUUGUUUGUAUGUAAAAAAUUUCCACCACGACAGCGGCGAUCAUCGGUCGUUUUGACGAACGGGAUAAAUACUCCUUGUAACUAAUCCGGCUAAUCUUUGCUGGCGUCGCCGACGUCACCGUUAAUCUUCUCCAAGAGCUUCUGUUCCACAAUUCCCCCCCCCCCCCUCCCACCCCUGCCCUCUUUUUUGGUCA